AUGUCGCUGAACUCUGUCCACAGGUUUUGGUCAAGACUGUAGACUGUGACGUUGUUAUUGUUGUUUUGCACUCGGAGCUUUCCACAGGAUCCACAGCCUCAAAAAACUAUAGCUUGAGUUUGGAGUAAGGAACGUUCCAAUCCGCAAAAUUGCAGCAUCCUUAGGACCUCAAAUCUCCAUCGCUUAACCGCGUUCCUGUUUUUCUACGCAUUAAGUGGCUGAUACCACAUCAUCGUUGAAAGGUAAAGGCAAUAAAUCAUUCAGUGUUGCAAAAAAUCAUUCAGAGGAGCAACGUCGGAAGAUAAUAUAUGUAAAGCAGACAGUGAUCUUUUGAAACAAUUUGUUGCAGCUCUUUAUUGCAGCACAUUUGAUGGCGACAAGGUCAACGAUGCAAGGCGAUACUUUUUCAUAAGCAAGGGAAAGACCAUUGACAAUAUAUUCCCAACUGCCAACAACUGGUGCAUUGGACGAACACGUAAAAACGAUCUGCGUUACAAGCACGAAAGUGAUACAAUUGUUUAUGAAGCCGCAAGAGUAGCGCUGGAACCCACAUAUUGGGGAUGA
This is a messenger RNA of Paramuricea clavata, 564 nucleotides long. NCBI's taxonomy places the organism in Eukaryota, Metazoa, Cnidaria, Anthozoa, Malacalcyonacea, Plexauridae. The record is from the annotation of a GenBank genome assembly.